This is a messenger RNA of Paramecium tetraurelia, 531 nucleotides long. RefSeq lists its product as uncharacterized. The transcript is spliced from 2 exons. Gene Ontology annotation, cellular component: intracellular membrane-bounded organelle. Gene Ontology annotation, biological process: protein folding; protein peptidyl-prolyl isomerization. The record is from RefSeq and is a predicted model, not a curated record. Gene Ontology annotation, molecular function: peptidyl-prolyl cis-trans isomerase activity. NCBI's taxonomy places the organism in Eukaryota, Ciliophora, Oligohymenophorea, Peniculida, Parameciidae.
AUGAUUAGAAAUCCAUAGAAUCCAAUAGUAUUUUUUGAUGUGGCUAUUGCAGGUCAAAAAGUAGGUAGGAUUAGAAUGGAAUUGUAUGCUGAUGUAGUUCCAAAAACAGCUGAAAAUUUCAGACAAUUGUGCACAGGAGAAUAUAAGAAAUUUGAUAAGCCUUCUGGUUUCAAGGGUUGUUAAUUCCAUAGAGUAAUAAAGGAUUUCAUGAUUUAAGGAGGCGAUUUUGUGAUGGGAGAUGGCACUGGAUGUGUUUCAAUUUACGGGGAUAAAUUUGAAGAUGAGAAUUUUUAAUUGAGACAUGAUGAACCUGGAUUAUUGUCAAUGGCAAAUUCUGGUCCAAAUAGUAAUGGUUGUUAGUUUUUCAUUACUUGUACCAAAUGCGAUUGGUUAGAUGGCAAACAUGUUGUAUUUGGUAAAGUAAUUGAUGCAGGAUCAAUGUAAGUGAUAAGAAGAAUUGAAACUACUCCAGUUGGUCCUCAAAAUAAACCAAAAUAAAUAAUCAUUAUUGAAGAAUGUGGAGAGUUGUGA